CUUUCCCUGCCACAGUCAUCAGCCGCCGUAGGGAGCAGGAGUGAGGGAGCGCGAUGGCGGAGAAGAAGCAGCGCCCAGGAGGGUCCAGGAAGGACGAGGUGGUUACCCGCGAGUACACCAUCAACCUACACAAGCGCCUCCACGGAUGCACCUUCAAGAAGAAAGCCCCCAAUGCUAUAAAGGAAAUCAGGAAGUUUGCACAGAAGGCAAUGGGCACCACUGACAUCAGGAUUGAUGUGAAACUCAACAAGCACAUCUGGAGCAGUGGUAUCCGGAGUGUGCCGAGGCGUGUCCGUGUCAGGAUCGCACGCAAGAGGAACGAUGAGGAAGACGCCAAGGAAGAGCUUUACUCUCUUGUUACCGUUGCUGAGAUCCCCCCAGAAGGCCUGAAGGGUCUGGGUACCAAGGUUGUGGAGGACGACGAGUAGAUCUGCCUGGGUACUGAUCUGUGUCAACUGUCAAAUCAUUUUUUUUGGUGUUUUUGAGUUUGUUAGCACUAAGUCGAUAGCCUUGUGAGAAAUCUUUGAGUUUUCUGAUGG
This is a messenger RNA of Zea mays, 539 nucleotides long. RefSeq names its product 60S ribosomal protein L31. Gene Ontology annotation, molecular function: structural constituent of ribosome. The coding region runs from base 54 to 428 and encodes 124 amino acids. NCBI's taxonomy places the organism in Eukaryota, Viridiplantae, Streptophyta, Magnoliopsida, Poales, Poaceae. Gene Ontology annotation, cellular component: cytosolic large ribosomal subunit; ribosome. Gene Ontology annotation, biological process: cytoplasmic translation. The record is from RefSeq and is marked validated. The transcript is spliced from 2 exons.